Penicillium canescens is the source of this 1467-nucleotide messenger RNA. RefSeq names its product WD repeat WDR12/YTM1 family ribosome biogenesis protein. Gene Ontology annotation, biological process: ribosome biogenesis. The transcript is spliced from 2 exons. Gene Ontology annotation, cellular component: preribosome, large subunit precursor. The record is from RefSeq and is a predicted model, not a curated record. Lineage: Eukaryota; Fungi; Ascomycota; Eurotiomycetes; Eurotiales; Aspergillaceae. Gene Ontology annotation, molecular function: protein binding. Bases 1 to 1467 code for a protein of 488 amino acids.
AUGAGUGAAGAUCAAAUCAUGUCAGGAGCCUCUGAGGCUGCGCAAAGACAAGUUCGAGUGCAGCUCACCAGUCAGCAGGAGGAUAUUGCUCUGCCUGAGAGCACCGGCCCAAUUCUCGUUCCUACCGGUCUUCGCCGUUAUGCGCUGUCGACACUGGUGAACAACCUUCUCUCGAGCGAGAAGCCGAUCCCAUUUGAGUUUUUGAUCAACGGAACUUUUCUGCGGACCUCGAUUGACGAAUAUUUGGUCGACAAUGGUAUCUCUGCUGAGACAACCCUCGAGAUUGAAUAUGUUCGGGCUUUGAUCCCUCCUCUGCACAUCGCCUCUUUCCAGCACGACGACUGGGUCAGCUCCACUGACGUCCUUUCCACCACUUCACCUGCUGCAUCUUGGGCAUCAGGCGCAACUGUCAAGAAGGGCCAAGAGAGAAUUCUUUCCGGAAGUUACGACGGUCUCAUUCGCAUCUGGAACAUGUCAUCCGAGACCAUUGCGACAUCCCCUGCUGCCACCGAGGGCGGCCACACUGCCUCCAUCAAAGCCGCCAAGUUCGUUUCCCCGAACCAGAUUGCUUCGGCAGGUCUUGAUCGCACGGUCCGAUUGUGGAAGUAUACCGAGGACGAGGGUGGCUUCGCUGGAAAGAUCGCUCCCCAGCUGGAGCUGUACGGUCACAAGUCUGGGGUCGAGUCACUAGCUGUGCAUGCGCAGUCCAACCGUCUGUUGACUGGCUCGUCAGACCACACUGUCGGAUUCUGGUCAACCAAGAAGGCCGACGCACCUGCCGCACCAGAGAACUUGCUUCCCUCUAACGCUCGCAACUCGAAGCGACGCAAGCUGAACUCGUCUGUCAGCACCGCCCAGCGCGGCCCUCUGAAUCUGUUGUCGGGACACACUGCACCCGUUUCCGCCGCCAUAUUUGACGCAAAGGAUGCCACAGUUGGUUACUCUGCCUCCUGGGACCACUCUCUGCGCACCUGGGAUUUGGUCACUGGCGGUCUAGUUGACACUCGUACCACUUCACACUCGCUUCUCUCGCUCGAGCACCUCCCCGAACUCAACCUCCUGGCUGCAGGUACUGCCGCCCGUCAUAUUACCCUGAUUGAUCCUCGCGCAUCUGCCACAACUGUGGCAGCUAUGACUCUCCGUGGCCACACCAACGCCGUUGUGAGCUUGGCUCGCGACCCUCACAGCACAUAUGGUCUCAUUAGUGGCAGCCACGACGGCACAUGUCGCAUCUGGGAUAUCCGGUCUACCAAGACUGACAAGGAAGGUGUUGUUGGAGAGAGUGUCUACUCUAUUACGCGGAAGAGCCUCGAGGAGGAGGGCAAGGCCGACAGCAAGCGUGUUGGUGGUGAAGGUGUCAAGGUGUUCAGCGUGUGCUGGGACAAGACGAUUGGAAUUGUCAGCGCUGGUGAGGACAAGCGGAUCCAGAUCAACCGCGGAGAGGGUGUCUUGUCCUCAAAGGCAUGA